Molecule: messenger RNA, 3680 nt
Organism: Gossypium raimondii (Peruvian cotton)
Lineage: Eukaryota; Viridiplantae; Streptophyta; Magnoliopsida; Malvales; Malvaceae
Product: BTB/POZ domain-containing protein At1g04390
Exons: 8
Coding region: 157-3195 (1012 amino acids)
Molecular function (GO): protein binding
Source: RefSeq, a predicted model, not a curated record
UCCCUUCCCGCAAUUCUCUAGAAGCUCUUAAAACCGCCCUUUUAAUAGGCUUCUUCCUUUUAUUAUUAAAAUUGUGAAAUGAAGAAAUUGAACUAUUAUUACCAACCAAUCUUUUCCUAGAAAUUUCUUUUGGGAAAAUCGAAAUCAUCAAAACUAAUGGGAUCAUCAAAACGGAGAGCUGCAGAUAACAGUAGAGGAGGCAGCAGCACUGACCAUUUACAUACCCUUCAUCAACGUCUCAAACAUGCUUUAAGUCUUGGUACCACCAGAGUGAGUGAUGAUAAAGAAAGGAAAUGGAAGUGUACGGAUUUAGAAAUUCAAAAGCAUGUGGUUCGUUCCCUUGCUGCUUUUCUUGAUUCUUCUUCGGGGCAUGCUUCGACCCAUCGGCUUCUCAAGGAUUCUCUAGCUGAUAUUGUUGAGGCAUUGGUGUGGAUUCUGCAUUGUAAAAGUGAAGCCAUAGUAGGCAUGGCAGUAAAUGUGGUGGUGAAGUUGGUCAGCAGUAACAGUUCAAUGAUGCAAUUGUACUUGACAGAUCUCAUCAACCCUUUGUCAUCAUUAUUAUGUUCCAACAACUUAGAAGUUGCUACUUCCUGUGCCACUGCUUUGAACAUGGUCCUCUCCAAUCUAAGUGUUAAGAGGGAGAAACAAGUUUGGGAGAUAGUCAAAGAAGCAAAGACUCUCAUUCAAAUUAUUAGGAUUAUUCGGGAAUUUCCUGGUGGCACCCAGCCAAUUGAGAAUUUUCAAGAGAUGGUUUCACUAUUGUAUACAAUAUUGUGGCGGUGGCCUCCAUCUCGUUAUUUUGUGUGGAAGGAUACUAUUUUGAUCAAAGUUUUAGAAGAUUCUCGCAUUAAAUCUCAUCUAUCUACAAAAGUUGCGGUGUUGAAAUUAUAUUCUGCUUUAGCUUUAUGCAAUAAAGUAGCCAAGGAGCUUCUGGGAAAUGGAGAAACAAUUCUAACAAUGAUGGUUUCUUGCAUGGAUGUCUCAGAGCCUCUGGCAGUCAGAAUCGAGGGAUUUAGACUUGCCCAACAUUUGGUGGCAGAUGAACAACGAUGCAUAAAAAUGACAAGCUUAUGUUCUGGGCCUCUAAUUAAAGCCAUUAUAGGAGGAAUGAGAGUAUGGAGGUUGGGCUCUGGAAAGGGUGUAAAUGAUCUGGUGUCUUUGCUAGAUGAGGCCUGUCGGUUGGCUCUCAUUACUCGAUGGCCAGGAGAACAUCACAAUCACUUUUGGGAGCAAGGGAUUGACAAAGUUCUUCUUGAUCUACUUCUUGAAAAUUUUGACAAACAAGCAUCGGAGCACCCUUUGACUCCUCAGGCACAAAUCUCUAUUGCUCAGCAAGGCCUUGAUACUAAUUUUCUUAUUGCACUAAGGCCAUACAUCUGGGAGAUUUUUGGAUGGCUUGCAGUGCACUGUAGAAAAGAUUUUAGACCAAGCGCGGAUCGAAAUGAGCUCUAUAUUGACAUGCUUAUCACAUGUGCAUGCUUGUCUUUUGUAGAAGCAAUUUGCAAAGGAUGCCAAAUUUCUGAAAAUGAUGAUACCUCUAGAAGUGAAUCAUCAUCAAGAGCAGUUUUAGUUAUGAUGCAUUCUAGCAGCACAUAUAUUGCAUCAAAAGUAAGGCUCAUCCUUUCUGGUGUUCUAGAGAUAAAGGGAAAUGAGUGUCUGAAACGCUUGCUGUAUUUACUAGAUUAUGGAUCAUCUGCAAACAACUUUGGCUCAGCAAACAUUCCUAAAACUGUUGUUGAACUGGUUUGUUUGAUUUGUUAUUCUGGAUUGCCAGAAUAUCAAAAAAAUGUUACUAGAGGCGAUGGAAUAAGGACACUAGUGACUUCCAUAAGACGUUGCUUGAGCAAUGAAGUUUGUACUAGCAGGAGAAGCUUUGCCCUUCAUUUUUAUCAUAAUGUGUUUUAUGAGAGGACAUGUUGCUGGAUGACUGCUGAAGAGUGGGAAGGAAAAGAUGCUCUUUUAUUUUACAGUUUGUGGGGACUAGCCGAGUUGGUACAGCAUUCCUCUGAUAUAGAUCAUAGUCAUAUCAAAUCUAAUUUAAUAAAGACAGUACAAGAAGUCUUAGAUAAUAUAUCUGCUCCUGGACCAAGAUGGUUGGCUGCUAAUAUUCUUAGUUAUUUUGGAGUUUGUGGUUUUCCCAAUAAACAUGACAAAGGCUUUGGGAGAGCACUUGAAGACAAGGAGCAUACUGAUCUGCAGCUCCUUUUUGCUAAUGGCGAGUCUGUGAGUGUUCACAAAAUUAUUCUUGCAGUCCGGUGUCCAUCAUUGCUACCUCCUGAGCAAUUUCCUCAGAGUGCAGAAACAACUGAUAAUUUUUUAGUGAAAGAUGUUCCAAGGAAGUGCUGCCCAAUGUUGCAAAAAGAAGUUCGUUUGUCUGCUCGGGUUGAUCAGCAGGCACUACUAAAGUUGUUGGACUAUGUUUACUUUGGUUAUGUUGAAGCUGGAGAAGACCUUGCCAGGAAGUUGAAAACUCUAGCUAAGUCUUGUAACAUGCAACCUCUAUUUCUAAUGCUUUGCAGAAAGAUACCUAAGUGGGGUACUCCAAUUCCAAGCUCUGAUUUCACUGAUGCUCUUGGCCCUUUGGGGUUCCAGUUCGCGGAUAUAAUCUUGGAAGCUGAAGAGACAGAAAAAAUGCCCUGGGCAUGCAGUUUUUGCUCUCUAUUGGUGCCGCACAUGCAUGCUCACAAAUUCAUCCUGCAGUCAAGGUGUAAAUAUCUACAAGCCUUGUUUCUAUCAGGAAUGCAGGAAAGCCAUUCGCAAAGCAUCAAGGUUCCUGUGAGUUGGGAAGCAUUAAUCAAGUUAGUUCGAUUGAUUUAUAGUCGCAAGCUGCCAGAUCCUCCCUUUGGAUGUUUGUGGGACAACAUGGACACCAAGGAAAGGCUAUACGAGUUGAAACCUUAUGUAGAAGUGUACUGGCUGGCUGAGUUUUGGAUUUUGGAAGAUGUUCAAGAAGCUUGCUUCACAACCAUUAUAUCUUGCUUGGAUUCUGAUAGACAAUUAGCUCUUGAAGUUAUGAAACUUGCAGCUGGUUUCUCUCUGUGGAAGUUAGCAGAGGUAGCGGCAGAUUAUAUGGCCCCUAUUUAUCAUAAACUGCGAGACUCCGGUGUUCUUGAACAACUUGAUGAACUGUUAAUUGAACUGGUUCGUGAUGCUUCUGUCAGGCUUUCUCAGGGGAGUGGUGGUUUUUCCGGAUGAUACCACCUCAUCCAUAAUAGAUGAAGGCGAUUACUGAAUCCGUUGUUAUUAGGGUAAGAAGUCUUCAAACCGUUUCUCAUACUGCCAGAAUCAUCUGAUGCGGCAGCAGAUACCGGCUCUCUUUGCAUGUAGGAUUUACAAACACUAUUUUGCCGAUCUAUAAAACCGCAUAAGCCCCAGCAACCUGGUUUGUCCAGUCCGGUUCCUAAUGGAACAGGACGGUUCAACUCUGAAUUUGGCAAGUAGCUUUUGUUGUAAUUGAUAUACCUUUGAUAUGAUGGAAGUGAAUGUGUAGUAUUAAGGAUGUGAUUCUUGUAGUAGCGUCCAAAGUGACCCGUUUGGUGAUUAGCUCGGCAUAGUUUUUGGUUAAGGGUUGAUCUGUAUUUGUCUCUAAAGAAUUAUAUCAUCCAUAUGUAUACUUUCUUAUUUAGAUGACAUCGUGUGGUAAAGAAACAUUAAAUGUAUACUCAUUAGGUAUUCUUUAA